AUGCCCAAAACAACCUUCAAUAUCCUGCAAAUAUCAACGUUACUCGUCACAAUAUUCAAAACAACCACGGCAACCCCAAAAUGCUACCUAACAAGCGGUAAAGAAGCAGACUCAAGCUUCCAACCCUGUUUCCCCUCCCAAGAAAACAGCCCCUGCUGCUCCCUCGCAAAGAGCAACGAAACCCCAAACGAUAUCUGUCUCUCUGGUGGAGUAUGCUACAUCCAAGAUCCAAAUUUCCGCGGUCUGUUACGCCAAGGUGCUUGUACGGACUCGACGUGGAAGAGUGGACAGUGUCCUGGUCUUGCGAAUGAUGUCUCCGACGCAACCCUCUACGUAAUCCCCUGCCCGAUCCAAGGCCGCGGUUUCUGGUGCGGAAGCGUCAAUGGCUCUGAUUGCUGUGACAAUGCGGUGAGAUUGGAUAUGGGACAGAUGAUCAAUGUGACUGUUACGUCUAUUUCGGAUUCCGUUUCGUCGUCCGUUUCGGGGUCGGAUACUGUGUCUGCUGGGUCGGUGUCGACUGCGUCCGUUUCGUCGGCUACUACUUCCACUGCUAAUUCGGCGUCAAAUUCUUCCCUCAAUGCAAGUGCCAAAAAUGAUGAUACUGCUGGCGCUCAUUCGGCUGAUGACACAUGUCCCUCUGGUUCAACAUGUCCGGCAUCACAUACAGUUGCGAUAAGUGCGGGACUAGGUGGUGGACUAGGCGCAUGUCUCCUUGUGGCGAUCUUGACAAUUGUCUUUCAGAGGCGAAUGUAUAGGAGGAAUUUGAGGCAGAAGGAGGCUAUGAUUGAUGAGAUUGCCAAGGCUAGCGAGCAGCAGCAUCUUGUUUAUCCUGUUUACUCUGAGAGGGAGAAGGUGUUUCCUGCUGAGUUGGGUCCUCGCGCUACGAGGGUUCAUGAAGUCGAUGGAAAUCGAUUGAAUGAGAUAUGA
Molecule: messenger RNA, 927 nt
Organism: Penicillium nucicola
Lineage: Eukaryota; Fungi; Ascomycota; Eurotiomycetes; Eurotiales; Aspergillaceae
Exons: 2
Coding region: 1-927 (308 amino acids)
Source: RefSeq, a predicted model, not a curated record